AUGGGUUCCAUAGUCGAGCAGAAAGUGGCGAUCGUCACCGGUUCAUCGAGUGGUAUCGGGCUUGACGUUGCCAGGCACCUCCAUGCCCGCGGUUACAAAGUCGUUCUUACAGCCCGCAGAGAUGAGCUGGGCCAAGCUGAAGCAUCGGCACUGGACUCUACAGGAGCCACGGCAAUCUUUGUGAAGUGCGACGUAUCUUCGUAUGCAUCCCAGAAGGAGCUCUUCCAGGCUACUUGGGACAAAUGGGGUCGUCUGGACGUGUUGGUGGCCAACGCUGGCUGUGUUGAUCGCGACUCGAAGCACAACUUGACGCGGAAAGAUGCCCCUAUCACCGAUUUGCCUGCUGAGCCCAACACCACUGCCACAGACAUCAACUACAAGGGUACCAUAUACGGCAUAACGCUUGCCACUCAUUUCAUGAGACACAACGCCACUCCGGGUGGGAAGAUCAUCAUUACGGGGAGCAUGAUUGGAGUGCACCCGUGCCCAACAUUCCCCGAGUAUUGCGGUUCCAAGGCUGCUGUCCAUCAGUACGCGAGAGCUGUUGCGCCAAUGCUGAUUCAGGAGAACGUGACGAUCAAUGUAGUCAUGCCUGGAGCCGUUGAUACCUCGGCUAUGCCUGAUUUUUCCACGGCUUUCCUUCCAGAGCACUUGACCAUCAAGUCAGUCCUCAUCUCAGCCUAUGACCUGUACCUGGAUAACGAAUCUUCUAAGCGGACUGGAGAACUAGUUGAAGUUGCGCACGACAAGCUCUUCUUCUACGAGGUGCCGGAGUACAAGGGUGGCGAUGUGUCGUACAGAAAUACUUUGGCGUACGAGCCUUGGUUUGCCUUCAUCCAUGGGCAAAAGAGCAAGUUGGGCAACGCACUUCAGGGGCCACCUGGACAGAUCUUGCCCGAACCAAUUCCAAAGAUGACUAAGAUCAUAGCCGUUACCGGUGCCACAGGCUCCCAGGGAGGUGGCGUUGUCAACAUUUUGAAGGUGACGCCUGGGUGGAGCGUUAGGGCAAUUACGAGGAACGCCGGAAGUGACGCAGCCAAGAAGCUGGCAGAGGAGGGUAUCGAGGUCGUACAGGCUAGUUUCGAGGAUGAAGAAUCGCUCGCCGCCGCAUUCAAGGACGUCCACGCCGUCUACGCCGUGACAAACUGGUGGGAGCACCUCUUCUCCGGCAAAUCCCAAGAGGAGUCUGGUGUCCUCGAGGAGGAGCAGGGCAUGACCAUUGCUCGUGCUGCCGCUCGCACACCUACCCUUGAGCACUACAUCUGGUCCACCACACCCAGCGCGAAGCGAGAUUUCAACGGAGAGCACUUGACGCCUCACAUGGACUACAAGGCCAACGUUGAUGCUCGCAUCAAGUCCGAGCUUCCCGAAUUGGCGGCCAAGACCACAUAUCUCUACUUCGGAUACUACCCGCAAAACAUGAUGUUUUUCCCUUUUAUUAAGCCGACUGAAUACGCAAGUCUCAUCCCAGAACAGCCUCCCAACUCUGGAACCUAUGUUCAGAUCAUGCCCAGCAGGCCAGAUGCCAAGGUCCUAAACUCGGGCGACAUGUCCGUCAACCCCGGAAUCUGGGUCCGACAAAUCCUCGCCAAGGGCGCCAGCACCUUUGGUAAAUACUCCAACGUGGCCUUGGAGAAACUCACAUUCCAGGAGAUGAUGGACAUCUGGAGCGAGGUGACGGGCAAGAAGGGCGUCUAUAUCAAUUGCACCAUUGACCAAUAUGCCGCAGUAUGGGGCCCUGCCGGCUACGAGCUUGGCCUGCAGUUCAAAUACGGAGAGAUGGUCGACCCUUGGGAGGAGAGGGAGGGACACUUGGGUGUCAAGGAACUUGGCCUGGACGUCAACGAGGUCGUUGGUUUCCGAGGAGUUAUGGAGAAGUUGAAGCUUCUGUCUUAG
Messenger RNA from Ilyonectria robusta, 1896 nucleotides. RefSeq lists its product as uncharacterized. Lineage: Eukaryota; Fungi; Ascomycota; Sordariomycetes; Hypocreales; Nectriaceae. The transcript is spliced from 6 exons. The coding region runs from base 1 to 1896 and encodes 631 amino acids. The record is from RefSeq and is a predicted model, not a curated record. Gene Ontology annotation, molecular function: oxidoreductase activity.